GCGGGUCUCGCGUGGCAAUUGCUCGCCGCCUCAGGGCCUAACGGAAGCCGCGGCGCUUCUGCCCCUCUGAGUCGACCCGUGAUGGCUGCUCGGCUGCUCCGAAGACUCCCCGCUUUGCAGAUGCUCCCGCGAGCUGCGCAGGCCGCCGCCCGCAGCGGCGCUUGGGUUGGCUCCCGAGCAGCUCACACCGACGACACCGAUAAAGAUGUGGGCUCUUUGACAAGAUACGAUGAAUCGAAUGUUACCAUUGACUGGCAAAAGAAAUUAACUCCUGAGCAGUUUUAUGUCACCAGGGAAAAAGGUACUGAACUGCCUUUUAGUGGAAUCCACCUGACCAACACAGAGCCCGGGAUGUACCACUGCAUAUGCUGCAAUGCCCUGCUGUUCAGCUCAGAAGCAAAGUAUGAUUCCGGCACAGGGUGGCCGUCCUUUACGGAAGCCUAUGGGACACAUGGAACAGAUGAAAGCAAUACUAAUAUCUUAAGACGGCCUGAUAAUUCAUUAGGAACAAGGGGCACAGAAGUCAUUUGCAAACAGUGCGAUGCCCAUCUGGGCCAUGUGUUCAGCGACGGUCCCAAGCCAUCUGGGCAGAGGUUCUGCAUCAACAGUGUUUCGUUAACAUUUAAACCGAGCUGAAGCCAGUGUGGCUUGCAUCUUUGUGCCCUGUGUGUUGAUGGUGCUUUAAUGCUUGGGUCUCUUUUGCUACAGACAGCUACCAGGAAUUGGAUGCCUGUGGCUAAUGUGUCUAUUCUAUGUACAUAGAGUGAAGAUGAUUACUUCAUAUACAUGUGGCCAAUGCCAAUCCAUUGAUGUGAGAUGUGCUGUACUUAGAAUAUUGUUAGAAUAUUUUCCUUUCAUGUAGCCAGCCUGGUCUGGAUCCCUGUGUGCAUUCUUCCUAUACAUGCAGAGCUCUUUCACAUGAAGAUUGGGACAUUAAAUUCAGCACAGACUGUAGAUCUAGGCAUAAAAAGGAAUGUAUGCUUGUCACCCAAAGGUGUUUUUUUUUAGUUGACUCCUUUCCUAGUUGCCAGUAGGUGCAGUAAUCAAUUGCAUGCAAAUGAAUGUUCAAAUUUCCUAAACUUGAAUAAAAGUGCCCUUUGUAUGCAUCUUAAAUACGACAAAUUUUAAAAUAAUUUUUAAAAUGACCACUCGCUGUUAGAGAGAAAGGCCACUUUUUGUGGUUCAUUAGCAACGCAGACCCAUAAAGAUGUCAAAAAUGAACAGGUUUCAAUCCCAAAGCCCCAAUUCAGCUACCAUUGCGGGCAAUGAGUCAAGUGUAAAAACUGGUGGUUCAAAGAGCAUUUCUACACGAGGCUUUAAUUGGUCACUCAUGGAAGUUUGUGGUUCCUUUACAUGACAUCAUCAACCACCAGGUGUCUACCAUGCUUUUUGAGUUUUAUCCUGCUUUUGAAAAGAUCGGAGAUAAGCCAAUACAAAUGGUAAUGUGAGAUAUCGUCAAUGUGUAUUGAGAGUGUUGCAGUAUAAUACAGCCACUACUAGAUGGCACUGUAUAAUGAAAAGUAUAGAACAUUGCUGAGGAAGAAAGUUUUCAAUUCAAAUCAUGUAUCUGCCAUGUAAAGGUGAACAUUGUAGUCCUGCAAAGACACCAGAAGCUGGAAGCUACAUUAAGGAUGUGGGAUUUUGGCCUUGUGUGGUAAAACCCAAAAUGUAGUUGCAUAUCCCCAUCUGCAUAAUGAGCUGGUUCAGUAAAGCUUAGAUGAGCAUCAUGAUGCAGAUGGGAGAUACAAAUGCAGAUGCAUAUCAACAACAUGCACCUAUUUCUCCUGCUGGAUUUGGACACAACUGUUUUAUACAAAAAUUUGUCUAAAAGUUAGAUUCACAUAGAUUGCAGUAGAGCUUUGUCACCUUUAGUUACACGAGCAUUUUAUGAUUAGAAAGAAAUCCGUAGACCCACAAUCCAAUACAAAGCUAUGGAGAGCACAAUUUGGAUUUUCUAGUUUAAGCAUCAAAAUGUAGCACAACGCACCUGUAGCACCUCAGCAAUAAUAAAAGGGCUGCCUUUUAUUGCUGAGGGGGGGCACUUUUAAUUAAUCCCAAGUUCAAAUCCUUGCUCAGCCAUGAAGCGCUCUGUGUGACCAUCAGAUAUUUACCUGAUCUAAGUCAUAAAUAAGGUGGUCGUAGGGAUAAAAGUUGAGAAGAAGGCAACUUUGGAAUGCUCUCUGCUACUUUCAUAAAUUGUAAUAAAAAUGCUCCUUGGAAAAAAAAACAAAUAAAAAAAUCUCAGAGCCCAGAAA
Molecule: messenger RNA, 2255 nt
Organism: Elgaria multicarinata webbii
Lineage: Eukaryota; Metazoa; Chordata; Lepidosauria; Squamata; Anguidae
Gene: MSRB2
Product: methionine sulfoxide reductase B2
Exons: 5
Coding region: 82-636 (184 amino acids)
Biological process (GO): response to oxidative stress; protein repair
Cellular component (GO): cytoplasm
Molecular function (GO): peptide-methionine (R)-S-oxide reductase activity
Source: RefSeq, a predicted model, not a curated record